AUGUAUGGAGUAAUCUCGGCACAUUCGCCUGUAAACCUUCGCCGUGGGUCUCCGUCGGAGGCCUCAGCGUCAAGAAGAACUGUGCUUCCGGUAGAUCCGCAGAUGUGCGCUGCGCUAGGCCGAAACAGCAAGGCGAAGGGCACUAGUCUCAACAUGAAGAAAGCUUCCAAGUCUCAAGGUUCAACGGAUGUGGAAUGUACUUCCGUACUGGCUGCUCAAGCUGCUGCGAGUGAAAUGGUACCCCACUCCCUUGCAGACAGCAAGCCCCACCCAGUAAUGAAUUGCCUUGGUCUGUAA
This is a messenger RNA of Penicillium verrucosum, 297 nucleotides long. RefSeq lists its product as uncharacterized. The record is from RefSeq and is a predicted model, not a curated record. Bases 1 to 297 code for a protein of 98 amino acids. Lineage: Eukaryota; Fungi; Ascomycota; Eurotiomycetes; Eurotiales; Aspergillaceae. The transcript has a single exon.